This is a messenger RNA of Physcomitrium patens, 2568 nucleotides long. RefSeq lists its product as uncharacterized. Gene Ontology annotation, molecular function: metal ion binding; phosphatidylinositol binding. Lineage: Eukaryota; Viridiplantae; Streptophyta; Bryopsida; Funariales; Funariaceae. The record is from RefSeq and is a predicted model, not a curated record.
GUGUCUCGUGCACCAUACCUUACCUGUUCCUCCUCCUCCUCCGGCGCGAUUGCCCGCCCGCUAUGCCUUUGCCUUUGCCUUGACGAGCAAUUGCUCCUUUAUUUCUUAAUUGCUUCAUUGCUCUGCUUUGCGUCCCCUUCCUCUUCCUCCCUUCCUCUCUGGCUCUUCUUCACUUCUAUUUGCUCUCCUCAUCUUCCUUCUCCUUCUCUUUCUAUUUUGUGUUCUUUUUCUGCUGUUUUCUUGCGAUGAAUCUCGUGUAUCGCCUCGCGCGUCCUUUCCCUUCCUCCUCUUCUUAGCCCCUCUCCUCUGCCUCUCCUCUGGGUGAAUUUUCUGCACUGAUCUGUUGGAUGGAUACCCCUCCUCACACGCGCACCCCCACCGACAUGCUGCUUUCGUACCAACGACCCCACUCGCAACCUCUGCAAGAUGAAGUCCCCACCUGUUCUAUGUGUAUGGAAGUCCUCGGCACCUAUGGUGGUCCUGCUUCCCUCCCCUGCGGCCACAACGGCUGCCUCGCCUGCCUCCAACAGGUGCAGAUGCACUCCGCUAUGCCCCUCUGCCCUCUUUGUCGAACGCCCUUCGAGGCUGACGUCAAUUUAUGUCUAAAUUUAGACUUGAGAGAUGCCAUUGAUCGGAUGCAAGCAGCCGCUGUUGCAUCGCCUUCGCAAUUCAAGGCUGCUGAAUCGGAGCGUCUUGCGGUGUCCUACAACCACCCUCACGACGGUCAAACAUGGGAUGCAAAUUAUCAGGGGGACCCGCCAUGGCAAGAGGAAACAGGACCAUGGAUUCCUGUUUCAUCUGCCAAGGAGCGAGUGCAUGCCUCCGCCGGUAGCACCAACAACUUUGAACAAGGUUACUGUAGUAGUGAAUACGAGGAAAGGUGGGCUGGGCCCAAUACUACCCCCAAUGUAAACGUUUGGAACGUCUUGAGGGGGGCUCUGUCCAUGGUCGCCGGAAUUGGUGGCUGGGUACGUGGUGAGGAUGAUAAUUCCUCCGAUUGGCCUUACGAGGGUCAAAAUCAUUCUGGCAUGAACAUAGGACUUGAGAGAUCAGAUUCUGGCAAUUCCUGGAGGAAUCAAGGUCAUGUACCUAGUGCCCCACCUCUUCUUCAUGGGUCUAAUGGAGAUGACGUUCGUUCAUUGAGAGCUCUUCUGGAAGCGGAGCCGCCGCAGUGGAUGCCGGACAGCUCUUCGUAUGCGUGCAUGCAAUGUGGUGCCAACUUCCGUCCAGUUACCGUGGGCCGUCAUCAUUGCCGAUUUUGCGGGGGCUUGUUCUGCAGGCGUUGCUCUUCCGGAAGGUCUUUGUUGCCAGUCAAGUUCCGGGAGCGAGAUCCACAGAGAACGUGUGACACAUGUUUCGAGAGGCUCGAACCAAUUCAACGAACCCUAGCUGAUCGAGUUAGCAAUGCUGCUCAGGUGGCGACUCAUGAUGUGACUGACUCGACCUGUAUGAGAGGGUGGCUUAAUAGCCCUGUCGGUUUAUCAAUGGAGCAGGAGAUUUACAAGGCAACAAACACUGUGCGGGCCUACUACAAGAUCGGCAAAUUGAAACCAGAGAGGUCAAUACCAGAUGCAGUCUUAAAGGGAGCAAGAGGCCUAGCUAUUCUAACUGUCUUGAAAGCUGGAAUGAUGGUUACGUACAAGCUUGGCACUGGGCUGAUAAUUGCUCGAAAGCCGGAUGGCUCCUGGUCUGCACCGUCGGCGAUGGCCUCGUGCGGACUGGGAUGGGGUCCUCAGGCUGGAGGGGAGCUCACCGACUUUAUUAUUGUACUCCGAACAAUGAAAGACGUGAAAACUUUCUGCAGUCGAGUCCAUUUUUCUAUGGGUGCUGGUGUUAGUGCGGCUGCCGGGCCUGUUGGUAGGGUUGCCGAGGCAGAUAUUCGUGCAGGGGAUCGAGGUGCAGCUACUUGCUAUACAUACAGCUGCAGUAAAGGUGCAUUCGUUGGUAUCUCACUAGAGUAUAAUUUGGUGGCAACUCGCACUGCGACCAAUGCAAAUUUUUAUGGCGAUCCUUAUCUUACAGCAUCAGAUAUUUUGUUAGGCUCAGUUUCAAGGCCUAGGGCAGCUGGACCUCUGUACAGCGCACUACAUGAUUUAUUUGGGAAAGUGGAAUCUCUUGGCGAGUAGGGGCUUCCCGAGCAUCAAUGUACAGGCUUGGUGGAGAUGAUGCUCCCAUUAUGUUUAUAUAGCAUUCAGAUGUUUGUAUAUAGCUUUCAAUUGAAAACUUCUGGUACGUUCGUGAAAUAGCAUGAAGCAUGUCGGUACUGUCUUCCACCUUAUGGGAGCCUUUUACGGUAGUUCAGGCUUUCAAGAUAUAUGCAGCAGCCUAAUGAAGAUAGUUUGAUCAGAAUAACAUCAAGCAAUUGGAAUUUGUGAGAGUUGGAAGUUGUAACCCAGUAUCUCUUAUUUAGCAGCAUUUGUUUUUUUACAGGAUAAUUCUAGGGUUUGCUUAGGUGUUGACCCAUCUGGUUUGUGUCUAAGAUAUUGAUUCCUAGUACAAUUUGUUAUGUGCUACUAAGCGAAACCUCAUUCAGGGGGUUAGACAUGAAUCCGGUGCUUUCAUUUUCUA